CUGAAGAUGACUGAUUGAUCAACAGGUCCCGUCUGAGAGUCUGUGACAUCACGGAAACUAACAGACAUUUCAUGUUUUAACGAUACUAAAGGUUUAUUACAGGAUCGUCUUCAUAUUUAUUUAAAUAUCUAUGAGUUGUUCAAAAUCAGGUUCAGUAGUCCUUGCAGUUUAACAGGGUAAUUACCAUUUGGACUCAUCUGUUCAGCAAAGUCCUGACCAACUGAGCGACCAAUUAUGGGAGACUGGGGCUUUCUCUCAGCCUUACUGGACAAGGUACAGUCUCACUCCACUGUCAUCGGGAAGAUAUGGAUGAGCGUUCUUUUCAUCUUCCGCAUCCUGGUGUUGGGAGCAGGAGCCGAGAACGUUUGGGGCGACGAAAGAUCCAACUUAGUGUGCAACACCAACACCCCUGGCUGCGAUAAUCUGUGCUACGACUGGCAGUUCCCCAUCUCGCACAUCCGCUUCUGGGUCAUGCAGAUCAUCUUCAUUUCCACUCCAACUUUAGUGUAUCUGGGGCACGUGGUGCACAUCAUCCACCAGGAGAACAAACAGAGAGAACUUCUCAAAAGCAAUCCCAUGGCAAAGUCGCCGAAAUACACUGACGAAAAGGGGAAGGUCGAAAUUAAAGGAAGUAUGUUGGGUAGCUACUUGACGCAACUGUUCAUUAAGAUCAUUUUAGAGGUGGCCUUCAUUGUCGGACAGUAUUAUUUGUUUGGAUUCAUCAUUGACCACAAGUUCAUCUGUGAAAGGUCACCCUGUGUGAGGGCUGAGUGUUUCGUGUCCAGACCCACGGAGAAAAGCAUCUUUAUUAUCUUCAUGCUGGUGGUGGCUUGCGUGUCUCUGGCCUUAAAUGUUCUGGAGAUAUUUUAUUUGCUUUGUAGGAGGAUCAGUCGGAGAAAUAAGAAGUGUAGACAAGCAAUGUAUGAUGGCGAAUCUCGUUAUCCGGGGCAUUUCACAACAGAACUUGAGUCUAUGAAUGGGAUGAGGCAUAAUGAGUUUAACAUGGCCAUUCAGAACAAGUGGAGUCAAAGAAAAGGCAGUGUGGAUGCAGCCAAACCUGAGGCUUAAAGGGUCAUGAAACACCAAAACCUAUUUUUUGAGAUGUUGUCAGUCAUAUUUGUGUCCCACAUUGUUAAAAACACUAUUAGGACACAUAUUCUUCACCAAAAAGAAGUGCAAAUUGGUUGUUUUUGCGUCAUUUCAAGCAAAUUCGUUCGGUUUGAAAAUGAAUUUUGAAGCUACGUCACGGCCAUGAAAUCAUUGUGUAAAUUCCAGCGUGGAGACUGGAUGUCUGUACCGGCCAGUACAACGUGACGUCUUUGAGUUUUCAUAACUAAUUCAAGAAAUAGACUUGGUUAGAACCAAUCAGCACGUGUUAAGGGGCAGAAAUACAUAAUUAUACUUUAUUCAGCAAUAAAUUUCCUUUAUUAAACAUGGAGCGAUUCCAUUGUCAACCCAUGUAACAAAAUUAAGUUUUUACCAAAAUAGUGAAACCUUUUUGUGUAGGCUUGUAUUUUACAGUACAGGAAUGUCUCUGUCAGUGUUUUCAAAGAACUCUAUUUGAUUUACCAAAGUCACACAAGUGGCAAUUUCACAUCUGUCACAUUCAUAACCAAGCUUUUCCCUCAUAAAUGCAAAAAUGUCAGAUAAAACAAAAUCAACAAUUUUUGUUCUACAGAAAAACAACUCUUAUCUUUUAAAUUAGCAUUAUUUCUUUUGGGUUGUACCGUUUAAUUCACAGAAUUUCUACAAAGUAUGUUGUAUACUCGCAUUCUUUUUUGGUCACGUCCUUGGCGCAUGUUUAUUUUCCUCAUUUAAAAUAUAAUUGAUUGAUAAUUUUAUGCUCCCAUAACUCUGUGGUUCAUUGUUUUGGAAAAUAUAAACAGUUAAUUCAAUAUAAUGUUAACAUAUACUUUCUCUGUGCAUUUAUGUUUUACGUUUUUGCUGCAAAUGUUACAAUGUUGCAAAUGUUGUCAACUGUAAGGUUUGCUAACUGAACACAAGAUGGCGGUACAACUGCUUGAGUCGCACUCACUAAACCGAACUCCUGUCUCUACAAGGCCAGUAAUUUUCUCAUUUUUGUCCGUCUCCAAAGUAUUUCAGUGACAUUUAAUCAUGAAAUAUGUUUGUUUAAGUAUGUUUUGUUCUAAUAAAAAUUUGAUAACAAAGGCAAA
This is a messenger RNA of Danio aesculapii, 2174 nucleotides long. RefSeq names its product gap junction protein alpha 13.2 (gene gja13.2). The record is from RefSeq and is a predicted model, not a curated record. The transcript is spliced from 2 exons. Gene Ontology annotation, biological process: cell communication. Gene Ontology annotation, cellular component: connexin complex. The coding region runs from base 235 to 1068 and encodes 277 amino acids. NCBI's taxonomy places the organism in Eukaryota, Metazoa, Chordata, Actinopteri, Cypriniformes, Danionidae.